Molecule: messenger RNA, 1491 nt
Organism: Lagopus leucura (white-tailed ptarmigan)
Lineage: Eukaryota; Metazoa; Chordata; Aves; Galliformes; Phasianidae
Gene: SACK1A
Product: family with sequence similarity 83 member A
Biological process (GO): epidermal growth factor receptor signaling pathway
Source: RefSeq, a predicted model, not a curated record
AAGGUGAUUUUACGCCAGGAUGCAGACUCCCAACACGACGGGCGACUGCGUCGCCUGCACCACGCAUAUGCAUGGUGCCUACUCUGCAGAUCGGCUGCUGAGACACAGAGCCAUGAGCCACCCCAGACACAUGGGCAAGAUAAAAAAGCGGCUGGAGGACAUCAAGAACCAGUCCCUGAAGUCGACAAAAGCAGAUUUCAGCCACAACGAAAGCAUCAGAUUGGCCACGGACGCUUUCCUGGAUGGUGGGACAGACUCGUAUCUCCAGACUUUAAGCAAAGAGGGAGAGGUGGAUUUCCUCUCCUCAGUGGAAGCUCGGUACAUCAAGGAGAACGCCCGGGAGUCCUAUUACGCGCAGGAAUCCCCCACGGAUGGGGCAGCCGCGCAAAGGCAGAACGAUGGCGGCUCCCUGCCUUCAGGGACGUACUUCCCCACCAUUUCUGACAGCAGUGAGCCCGCUCUCCUGCACACAUGGAUUACAGCGGACAAGCCCUAUUUAAAGGAAAAGUCCACAGCCACCGUGUACUUCCAGACAGAGAAGAACAGCAACAUCAGAGACAUCAUACGCCGAUACAUCAACAAGACCACGCAGGUGCUGGCUAUCGUGAUGGAUGUAUUCACAGACACUGAGAUCCUUUGUGACCUUCUGGAGGCAGCCAACAAGCGCAUGGUAUUUGUCUACCUGCUGCUGGACCAUGGCAAUAUAAAUCUCUUCUCGGAGAUGUGUGACAAGCUGCAGAUUGCUGAGGAUCUCUUCAAGAAUAUCUCAGUCCGCAGUGUUACUGGAGAGGUAUACUGUGCCAAAUCAGGCAGGAAAUUUUCAGGACAAAUACAAGAAAAAUUUCUUAUCUCUGACUGGAGAUACGUUCUCUCUGGAUCCUACAGCUUCACAUGGUUAUGUGGCCAGGUUCACCGCAACCUCCUCUCCAAGUUCACUGGUCAAGUUGUGGAGCUGUUUGACGAGGAGUUCCGCCACCUCUAUGCACUGUCCAAGCCAGUGAGGGGACCGAAGUCUCCACCACGCACCAUGCCCUUCCUCUUCAGCCAGAGCUGGGCCCUGCCGCGCAGCCUGCCUGACAGCGACGAGGGAAGUGCUAACACUCUUUCAGACCCCUUGAGCAGCCUCUCAACUGGAAGCAACCAUCAGACCAAGCAAACCCCAAGAACUCUCAUAUUCAGCAGCAAUUUCACCCCCCCGUCACCUCGGCAUCGAGUUAAUUCCUUCCACAGCUUUGUUUCAUUCACACCCCCCCCAGCACAGCCCAUCCAGGCUAACUUCUACCAGCCGCACUACGUGGCCGACAGCCCCACAGCUCUUUAUAACAACAUGAACAUUUACCGACCUGUAAGAGUUAGACAAGAGGAACCAAACAGGACAGGCUUAAACUCACCCUGGAGAUGCCUCCAUAAAGGCAACCUGUUUGCAUAAUCGCCACCUUGUUUUGAGUUGCAAGUAAACCUAGUGAGGACCUGUUUAGCAAUCGCUUGUAC